AUGCUGUGGAUCCUGUGUCUGGCGCUCUGCAGCCUGCUGACUCCUGCGCGAGCAGACCCUGGGGCGCUGGUGCGGCUGGGCAUGGACGUCCUGAGUCGCGAGGUCCAGAAUGCCAUGAAUGAGAGUCAUAUCCUGGAGAAGAUGGCAGCUGAGGCGGGCCAAAAACGCCCAGGGAUGAAGCCUAUCAAGGGCAUCACUGAUCUGAAAGUGAAGGAUGUGCUGCUGCCCGUCAUCACAAUGAACUUCAUGCCUGGAGUGGGCGUCUUCCAGUGUGUGUCCACGGGCAUGACCAUCACUGGCAAGAGCUUCAUGGGUGGGAACAUGGAGAUCAUCGUGGUCCUGAACAUCACAGCCACCAACCGGCUUCUGCAGGACGAGGAGACAGGCCUCCCCAUGUUCAAGAGUGAGGGCUGUGAGGUCAUCCUGGUCAGCGUGAAGACAAACCUGCCUAGCAACAUGCUGCCCAAGGUGGUCAACAAGUUCCUGGACAGCACCCUACACAAAGUUCUUCCUGAUCUGAUGUGUCCUGCCAUUGAUGCAGUCCUGGUGUAUGUGAACAAGAAGUGGGCCAGCCUGAAUGCUCCCAUGCCUGUGGGCCAGGUGGGCACCGUCCAAUAUGUCCUGACGUCCGUACCGACCACCACAGCCAGCUACAUUCAAGUAGACUUCAGUCCUGUGGUGCAGAAGCAAAAGGGCAACACCAUCCAGCUUGCGGAUGCCGGAGGGGCUGCUUUCCCUGAGGACUAUGCUGAGGGCUCCUCGCAGCUGCUGCUCUCGGCCGCCUUCCUCACGGCAGAGCUUGCUCUUCUGCAGAAGUCCUUUGAUGUGAAAGUCAAGGAUACGAUGAUUGGUGAGCUGCCCCCCCAAACCACUGUAACACUGGCUGGCUUCAUCCCUAAAGUGGCUGAAGCCUAUCCCAAGUCGAAACCCCUUGUGACCAAAAUCAGGAUAAACAAGUCCCCCAAGGUCACCAUGAAGACAGGCAAGAGCCUGCUGCACCUCCACAGCACCCUGGAGAUGUUCGCUGCUCGGCGGCAGGGCAAGCCGCCUGUAUCCCUCUUUGUCCUGGAAACCCACUUCAACCUGAAAAUCCAGUACUCAGUUCAUGAGGACCGGCUGCAGAUGACCACCUCUCUGGACAGAUUACUGAGCAUGUCCCGGAGGUCCUCAUCGAUUGGCCUCUUCAAGGAGAAGAAAUUGACUGGCUUCAUCACUGAUUUUCUCCAAAAGGCCUACAUCCCAGUCAUCAAUGAUGUACUCCAAGUUGGGUUCCCACUUCCUGACCUUCUGGACAUGAACUACAACCUGGCAGGGCUGGACAUAACUGAGAAUGCCCUGGUGCUGGACUUGAAGCUGGACUGA
Messenger RNA from Dama dama (fallow deer), 1362 nucleotides. It is a transcript of the gene BPIFB6, whose product is annotated as BPI fold containing family B member 6. The record is from RefSeq and is a predicted model, not a curated record. Gene Ontology annotation, molecular function: lipid binding. Lineage: Eukaryota; Metazoa; Chordata; Mammalia; Artiodactyla; Cervidae. The coding region runs from base 1 to 1362 and encodes 453 amino acids. The transcript has 15 exons.